CGUGACUGUGACUGAUAAAGAGAGAAAAGAGCAGCAAGUAUUACUGCCUCAGACUCGGCCUGUACCAGCUGCUGAGUUCACUAGGGCAGGGAGUAAAACUCAGUUUGUCUUGACAAGGGUUUAGAACAGCUCCUCCGUUCGAAAUAACUUACUUGAUUUUUGUACAUGUACGUAACAUGUACUUUGGCACAAUGCAGUUCAUAAUACACGUUGGAAGCAGUGCUAGUUAGUGCUCACAGGGCCUAGGGGCAAUGCUACCUGCCUCGGUAGCAGCCGCUGCAGGCAAGCGAAUAGCCGUGGCCCUGUCGGGUGGUGUAGAUUCCACAGUCACUGCGUUGCUGCUCAAGCAGAAAGGCUACAAUCUCCUUGGGGUCUAUAUGCGCAACUGGGAUGAAAGAGACGAAAGUGGGCAUUGCCAUGGCGACGAAGAGUGGAAUCAAGUGAAGAGCGUUUGCAAUCGCCUGGAUAUAGACUGUGUACAAGUGAACUUUGUGCGGGAAUACUGGACAAAUGUGUUUGAACAGUUGUUGGAUGGGUACAGACGCGGAAUGACGCCGAAUCCAGACAUUCUGUGUAACCGCGAAAUCAAAUUCUCGGCACUACUCAAUCACUGCCAGGAGAAGCUGGGUGCAGAGUAUUUGGCUACUGGGCACUAUGCCCAGCUGCGCAUUGACCCGGACGGGGAUGGCAAAGAAGUACAGCUGUUGAAAGGUGUUGACCCGAGCCGUGACCAGACGUACUUUCUGGCGUCGGUGCGGCAAAGCGCUCUGCGCCGCGCAAUGUUCCCUCUGGGCGGUAUGAUGAAGCGCAGUGUGUUCGAGCUCGCACGCGCGCACGGCUUUGAAGACAUUGCAGCGCUGCGCGAGAGCCGCGGCCUGUGCUUCAUCGGCAAGCGGAAGUUUGCCUACUUCCUCUCCAACUACAUAGAGCAUAAACCCGGCCCGGUGAAGCUGACGUGUGGUAAAGUGAUCGGUGAGCACCCUGGCGUGCAUACCGUCACCCGUGGCCAACAAGCUAUACUGAAGUAUACCAACCUCAGCUACCAGGGUACAUACUUCGUUAAUCGGCGCGAUCCCACGACGAAUACCGUGCACGUCGUGCCGGACUCGCGGCACCCAGCUCUGUACAGCAGCGAUUACGUCAUGUCCUGGCCGCUGUGGACGGCCAGCGGCAUGCCGGCUUGCCUGCGCGAUCCGCACGGAGUGCUUUCCGGCUUGACCCUGGAGCCGAAGAUGGCGCCGGAGAAUGUGACGAGGAACGCGGCCAUGCGCCGCUUCAGCCACAGUCACCUUGCCGGUAAUGGCAGUCGUCAUAGCGAUGACGUCCUCGUGACAUGCAGUCACCCGAUUCGCGGUGUCGCCCCCGGCCAGUUCGGAGUCUUCUAUCAAGGCGACGUUUGUAUCGGCUGUGCUCAAAUCCGGGAAGCACUCCCCAUGGAUGAGGGCGAUCUGACGCUAUGACGCCUAAACGCGUUUUAAAAAAUUGCAUGUUCCAUCACACACCAGAAAUAUAAAAAACAACGAUAUUAUUUCGAAACAGAGGUACCCACUCCGGAAAAGAUAGAGGAAUCGUGUGUUGUUCCGUACGUUAGUGCUCACGCUUUCCCUGUUGAUACGGUGGUGAUAUUUAUUUCGGUAUUUCCGCUGGCAAAGGAAACUUCGGCUGUGCUGUCGGCAUGGUACAACCAACUUCGUUCUUCCCCAGAACUAAAAUCAUAAUCUCCUUUUCGAAUACUCUCUUUCUCUCUCUCUCUCUCUCUCUGUCUCUCUCUCUCUUUCUCUCUCUCUCUCUCUCUCUCUCUCUCUCUCUCUCUCUCUCUCUCUCUCUCUGUCUCUCUCUCUCUCUCUCUCUCUCUCUCUCUCUCUCUCUCUCUCUCUUUUAGAUUUUUUAAAGUGCCUCACCGUGACAUUAAAUUGUAUAUUUAUUCCCCAGGAAAACAGAAGCCAUAUGACCAGUCAGUUAUGCUAUGGCUGUAUACCGGCAGACUGUAAUGUUUAGACGGCGCUCACAGCCGUUUCCAGGUGAAAAAUGAAUGCGGAUUGACUACCCUAUGCAUAGUGUGUGCACCAGGCAGG
Sycon ciliatum is the source of this 2075-nucleotide messenger RNA. Its product is annotated as mitochondrial tRNA-specific 2-thiouridylase 1-like. Lineage: Eukaryota; Metazoa; Porifera; Calcarea; Leucosolenida; Sycettidae. Gene Ontology annotation, cellular component: mitochondrion. Bases 252 to 1460 code for a protein of 402 amino acids. Gene Ontology annotation, biological process: tRNA wobble position uridine thiolation. The transcript has a single exon. Gene Ontology annotation, molecular function: sulfurtransferase activity. The record is from RefSeq and is a predicted model, not a curated record.